Molecule: messenger RNA, 2666 nt
Organism: Parasteatoda tepidariorum (common house spider)
Lineage: Eukaryota; Metazoa; Arthropoda; Arachnida; Araneae; Theridiidae
Product: WD repeat-containing protein 48
Biological process (GO): double-strand break repair via homologous recombination
Molecular function (GO): ubiquitin binding
Source: RefSeq, a predicted model, not a curated record
GUCAUAUUCCUACAAUGGAAUGAUGACAAUGUUUCAGUAGAUCUUAAUUUAUGGAUGUUUUCUUUUGGAACCUAACUUAGAAAUGUAUUACAGUAUUUUUCGUCUUGAGUUUGCUUUUCUUUUCUAUGGAUAUUGAAUAUCCUUUUCUAAACAUGUGAAUUCUAUUCAAAUAUUGGAAUUUAUUUCCUUCAUCAUGGUCAUUCACGGAAUAUUUUUUGAUAUAAGGGAAUAAUGCUAACUCCUGCACCAACUGGUAUGGCUGCCCACCACAGGCAACCUAGUAGUCAUGGAAUACGUAAGAAAGUUCAGGUAUCUUUUGUUAUUCGGGAUGAAAUUGAAAAAUAUCACAGAUCUGGUGUGAAUUCUCUUCAAUUUGAUGGGUAUCUAGGUCGCCUCUAUUCGGCUGGUCGAGAUUCCAUUAUUAGAAUAUGGAAUGUUCGAAAUUUGAAGGAACCUUUUAUUCAAUCCAUGGAGCAUCAUACAGAUUGGGUAAAUGAUAUAGUUUUGUGCUGUGGUGGGAAAAAUUUGAUCUCAGCCUCAAGUGAUACUACUGUGAAAGUUUGGAAUGCCCAUAAAGGCUUUUGUAUGUCUACUUUACGCACUCAUAAGGAUUAUGUUAAAGCAUUAGCAUAUGCCAAAGAUCGCGAACAAGUAGCUUCAGCUGGAUUGGAUAGAGCUAUUUUUUUAUGGGAUGUCAACACAUUGACAGCAUUAACUGCCUCAAAUAAUACAGUUACUACCUCUUCGCUAUCUGGUAAUAAAGAUAGUAUUUAUAGUUUGGCUAUGAAUCCAUCUGGUAAUGUUAUUGUUUCUGGAUCUACAGAAAAAGUUUUAAGAGUUUGGGAUCCAAGAUCAUGUCAGAAAAUGAUGAAACUGAAAGGUCAUUCAGAUAAUGUUAAAGCUUUAGCUAUCAACAGGGAUGGAACUCAGUGUUUAUCAGGAAGCUCUGAUGGAACUAUCCGUUUAUGGUCUUUGGGACAGCAAAGAUGUGUUGCAACUAUAAGAGUUCACGAUGUUGGUGUGUGGGCCUUACAAACAAAUGAGAACUUUACUGUUGCUUUUUCUGGUGGACGUGAUAGGAAAAUUUUUAAAAUUGAUCUACGAAAUACAGAAAUUAAAGCAUUAAUUGGAGAGGAGACAGCGCCUGUCUUAAAAAUGAUUUUGACUCCAGAUUCUUCUUCUUUAUGGGUUGCAACUACAGAUUCUAAUAUUAAAAACUGGCCGGUGAAUAAUAGAAACUCUAAAAUGGAAGAUUAUGAUGCAGACAUUUUAACUCCUCAGAACCAGCAAGCUGAUUAUGUAAUUAAAGGCAACCCAAGCAUUAGGCAUUAUGCUGUCUUAAAUGAUAAAAGGCACAUUUUGACUAAAGACACUGAUAAUCAUGUUCAGUUAUAUGAUAUUCUUAAGGCAAGAAAAGUUGAAGACAUGGGCGAAGUAGAUUUUGAAGCUGAAGUUAAAAAACAUUUUAAGUUGUUAUAUGUCCCAAAUUGGUUUAGUGUAGAUUUAAAAACAGGAUUACUCUGUAUUCACCUCGAUGAACAUGAUAGUUUUGCUGCUUGGGUAUCUUCCAAAGAAUUUGGAUUGAAUUUAAAUGAUAACAAUGAUCCUAAAGUGAAUUUAGGUGGUUUGCUGCUUCAAGCCCUGUUAGAACACUGGCCUGCUACAUAUGGUGCAGAUGAAGAAAUUGACAAUGGAGUCAACGGGGGCAGUACGAGUCCUCAUGCAGAACGAGGCAGACCUGGAAAUCCAUAUUUCAGCAUUCCUGAACACACACCUGUUAUAUUUAGUGAAGUUGGUGGACGGACUUUAUUACGACUUCUUGUUGGUGAUGCUGGGCGAGAAACUGAAGAAUUAUUAUUACAUGAAACCAUUCCCUCAUGGGUUACAGAUGUAGUAGUAUCUAAAAAUAUGCCUAGGUUCAAUAAAAUACCUUUCUGUCUUCUUCCUGUGCAAUCAUCUGGUGCAAAACCUCUUCGAAAAGAGCGGUUAUCUGCUAGUGAUAUGCUUCAAGUUCGUAAAGUUGUUGAACAUGUGUAUGAAAAGGUCAUGGGAGCUGGUUCAGAUGCUGGUUCUCAAACAGCUAGCCAGUCUGGUGGUUCUGGAGGCCAAGAUAAAUGUGAGUCAGAAAAAGAUGAUGAGCGAACUUCUAUUGCUGAGGAAAAAGUGGAAUUAUUGUGCCAAGAUCAGAUGAUUAUUUCAGUGGAUUCAACGAUGAAAUCAAAUACUGAUUGUGAAAUAUGCUCUUUACGUUUUGCUAAGCGUAAAUUACAGCAUAAAGUAAAAAAGCUUACUAAAAAGAAACAUUUAUUAUUAAAAAAGAGAAGAGCUUUAUUUAAAAGCGUUCAUAAUUUUGGAAGACAGCACUUUUGAUUUCUCCUGUGAACAUUUAUGAAUUUUUUUCCUUUUGUUAUGAAUUUUGUAAAAAAAAAAAAAAAAAAGCAUUUAGUUACUUUUGUGAUAUUAUUUUUGAGUUUUAAUUUCUUUGUAUGUUAUUUUAUUGUUUUAAAGUUUAACUUCCAAUUGCAAAAGAACUGUUUUGUUUGAAAAAAAUUUAUAUUCUUUCAAUCAUUAAAUAAGAAAUUUGUGAAACUGAUGACACAUUGUGAUAUUUUUGUUCUUUUUAUUGUAUUAUAAAAUUAAGAAACAAUAAAUGAAUUGGCUGAAAA